AUGCUGUCCACCUUGAUGCGACCCUUCAAGGGUGCUGCGCGCAACCCAGACGACGGCGAUCUACUUGAGAGAAACUCGGAACCGCUACGACGUCCUGCUUCUGUCCGGAGUUAUACCCAACAUCGACACGCGACCGCCGACUUCACCGAGGCCGACGAUGACGACGAGUCCGACGAUGCGAGGCAACCACGCCGGAACGCUUCCAACCGAGGCAAUGAGGAUGAAGAUGGUCUGAAUCAGGCAAUUGGUGUCCUGCCGCUCUUCUCUGCUGGGCACCUUGACUCUCUCCCAAUUUAUAGCAUGACGCAUGCUAUCCGCAUCAUUGUUCAAGCAAGAACCGAUACGACCUUGACUUGGGAGCAGUUGAGGUCUCCCCAGGUAUUCCAGUUUCUGGUCAAGCCAAUGCAACAACAGAUCCGAUCCCAGCAUUUCUCAAGGGGAACUCUAUAUGCCCUCAUGGCAAAUUGUCUCCAGUUCGAAAAGGAGUCUCAGAUAUAUCCGGCAAACACCGGCAGCAGCAGCACACGAGCCAAGGUCUGUGAGUUGCUAGCCAUCAAGCUACUCAAGGAAUACUCGACUCGCGAACUUAUCGAUGCCCUUUCCUACGACUUCUAUCCUCUGCAGGGCGUCUCGGGAAUGCACACGCCGGCCAAUUCGAAUAACAGAGAGAAGCCGGCCGCCAUGAGAACAUCAACCCUCGAAGUCGCCAUACGAGCCUCGGCAAAACAUUUUCUGUCCCAUCCUUUGGUCGUACAACAACUCGAGGCCAUCUGGAAUGGUGCCAUCAGCUUUUACUCUGCCGCAGAUCAGCUACAUCGUCGCACAUCGAUAGCUACCGACCUAUCUUCAACCCAGUCUCGUCGCCAAAGUACGGUACGAACACCGCUCCUUGGUAGUCAGCAAGGCAAGGAGGAUCGUCUAGGGGGCCAAUCAUGGCCGCUGGGACGAAGAUCUGUCGCGCUGUACGACCCUCGUCAAGCCUCGGUUUUCAAGCUUUCGCGGCUGAGGGUCCCGCGCUAUCGCCAGUUCCUAUCUACCUGCUCACUUGGUGUUCUUCUUUGCCUGUUCUUGGCCGUUCUCAAUGAGAGAUCCAGCACAAUCACCACACUGGAGUUGAUCUUCUGGUUCUGGAGUGCUGGGUUUAUGCUCGAUGAGAUUGUCGGCUUCAACGAGAACGGAUUCUCGCUCUACAUCAUGAGCUUCUGGAACAUUUUCGACUUGGGCAUAUUGUUGCUGUUGAUCAUCUACUACUGUAUGCGCAUCUACGGCGUAUUUCUUCUCGAUCCGCACAAGUUGAACGACAAUGCCUAUGAUGUCCUCGCUGCAAUCGCCAUCCUUUUGCUCCCCAGGAUCUUCAGUAUCCUGGACCAUUACCAGUACUUUUCACAGUUGCUGAUAGCAUUUAGGCUCAUGGCUGUUGAUCUAUUUGCGGUUUUCGUUUUGGUCGUUGUAGUCUGCUGCGGCUUCUCGGUAUUCUUUAUCUCCAAGAGCACGGACGAUCCGAGUGUAGUGGCUUACAGCAUGUUCCAGAUGCUCGUGGGUUAUAGUCCGGCCGCCUGGGAAGUAUGGCCGGAUCAUAACUGGAUGGGGAAGACGUUACUUGGCUUGUUUCUCAUCAUCUGCCACUUUGUGAUUGUGACCCUGCUUGUGACUGUGCUAACAACCUCGUUCAUGGCUAUUGCAUCAAACGCAAAGCAGGAGCACCAGUUUCUCUUUGCUAUCAACACGAUCUCCAUGGUGAAAAACGACUCACUCUUUUCAUACGUCGCGCCAGUCAACAUUCUCGCAUGGGCACUGACCCCGCUAAGAUUUUUCAUGCCCAUGAGGCAGUUUGUUUGGCUCAAUCGCACCGUCAUCAAAGCGACUCACUUCCCCUUGUUGCUCAUCAUUUUUAUCUAUGAAAGGUUUAUUUUGGCCCCCUCUAUGUACGAGCCGACGGACUUGGUGGAAUAUCCAGGCCGCGGCCGCCACAGAGCGGUUUCCAUUGUAGACCCCGCAAGCAGGACAGCGCUCUUUAGCCCGAGCCUUCGAAUUCGUGAAGAAUCGUUGGUGGGUUACCAGAAGGAUCGUGCCUUGGAAGAGGUGUUCCGACGUGCUCCUGAUUUUGCAACCAUACGGACUCAACGACGGAACGAGCGUAGGAAGAACCAAAAUGCCAUCCGAUCGUGGAUGGACCAACAAGAUGGGACGUUUGCGUCUCCUCACAACUACGGUACCGUUGACAAUAGACCGGCACAGGAUUGGCAGAGGAGACUGAGCAUGGUGAGGGAGCGACCAAAGAGGUUUUCAGGACAUUAUCCAGACACGAGAUCAGCAGCAAGCGAUCCGGCUGAUAUGGUAUCUAAUGCGACCUUUCCGGCGGCCCCUGAAUAUUUCAACAACGGCACUGCUCGACGGGAUUUUGCGAACGAGGUGAAAGAGAACACCGAUGCGGAAAACGGUGACGAUGAGCUUGUUACAAAUGAUGAGUAUGAGGAGGACAAUGCAACUCACGACACCGAGCAGGUACGAAACUAUAUGGAUCAAGACCAGUCGACCGAGACAGAAGAGGACUACUUCACGACUUCGGUUCCGUCGCGCUUCAAUUCCGGACUCACAUCAGUGCAGAGAACGCCGAUUUCCCCCCGUCCCGGAACGUGGCGACGACUACCCAUGCACAACCGUACCAUGUCGAACAACACGAUGAUCUUUGCUCCUGCGCAGGACCGGCCCCUCGAGAGUUCUUCUUCCGCAUCGAUGGACCCGUCGUUACCAUCUCGGUCUCGUCCCCACAGCACUCGGCAUGCCAUACCCGAAGGGUCGGUAGCUAGUCCAGGCGCAGGUCUUCGCUCUCCGCGUCGCUCCUUAUACUUGGCAUCCUCCCGUCCACAGAGCAUGGUGAUGUCGCCACGAGCCAUGACCCGAACCGCGCCGAAUAUUAGCUCGGCUUUGGCAUUGGAAAUCCCAGAUAGCGGUAGUGGAAACCGUGACAGCCCGUCAUCCCGACGAAAGUCAUCAGCCGAGCUGCCCACCUCCGCUGAAUUUGACCCAUCCGCCCUGGCAGCUGGUUCUGAAGCGGGCAAUGGCGUGAUUUCCAAUUUCACUAAGCUGGCCACGGCCAUGCUCGAGAAGAGCUCCCAGCAAGAGCAGGAUAGCAACCGGAUGAACAAGCUGAUGUUGGCAAAGAUCAAGAACCUGCAGGAUAGUCUUGGCGACGUGGUGCGCGAGAUGCGAGUCUUGAGGAGCACGGCACCCAACACGGCUGGAAAUUCCGCAGACGAAGGGGCAAGUACCGGUAGCUACUUGGCCAAGAAAGCGAUACAACAGCAACAGCAGCAGUACAGCACCCCAGCAAGGCGGGGGUCAGGAGAAGAGAGAAGGUCGUCCAGAUUGUCCAGCUCGGCUAGUUCGGCUGGCUCAACAAACAGGGAUAUGGCGAAUCGGGGGUUACGAAGAUCAGUCAGGAGGUUGGAGACUGCUACGAGAAUGCCGACUUUGAGUGGGCAAGACACAGUCAGGAGGAGGAAUUCGAGAGAAGAAAACGAGGAAGAUACCAGCAACUAUUCGAGAAGCGAGAUAUUCGAGCCGAGGCAUGAUCGGAGGAGUAAAGGAAAGGGAAAAGCUGUUAUUGGAGCAGCAGCAGCUUCGAUGUCAGAUGCGGAGGAGGACGAAGAUCGUCGCGGUCAUCAGGUUGGUGGUGGUAGUUCACUGGAUGAGCGCCAUCAUAACCAGGCAGAGUUUAUCAGGAGCGGAAAUUUUCUCUGA
Neurospora tetraspora is the source of this 3744-nucleotide messenger RNA. RefSeq lists its product as uncharacterized. The record is from RefSeq and is a predicted model, not a curated record. Gene Ontology annotation, biological process: transmembrane transport; monoatomic ion transport. NCBI's taxonomy places the organism in Eukaryota, Fungi, Ascomycota, Sordariomycetes, Sordariales, Sordariaceae. Gene Ontology annotation, molecular function: monoatomic ion channel activity. The transcript is spliced from 4 exons. Gene Ontology annotation, cellular component: membrane. The coding region runs from base 1 to 3744 and encodes 1247 amino acids.